AGGGAGGAGCUCACAGUGAGCAGCAGCAGUGCCUGUCUGCACACUCCUCCUCGAACUCCACAUCCAUGAGCCAGUGUUUGUCACACGCAUGGCCUAACCUGGAUUUUUGUCACACCAUGGGCUGGCCCUGUUUGUGAGGCUGCUGCAGUAAACUUUCCAUUGGUCAGUCUUCCAAUCAGCAAAUUUCUACCUCCCUGUUUGCUUAGCUUCUCCUUCUGCUUCCAUCGAGUUUACAAAGGAAAAAGUACAGGAGGAGAGAUGAAAACCCUUGCUACAGAGCAAGCAAGGCCAGGCAUCAAGUGUGAUUAACUCUUUGCCUAAAGACCAAACCAACUCUCCAUGACUGCAAUGAGCCCAACAAUCACCCAGAAGUAGCUCAUGGAAAUUAUUUCCCUGAUCCCUGCCUUUUUUCUGUUCACUUCUCCAUUGUUUAACCUCUUCAAGCCCAUGAUCUGGACUUUACUCCAGCCAAUCCAUGGGACAGAAAAGUGUUUCUGACUAUUAGGAGUUCAGGAUUUAUUGGGUAUUUUUGGUCAUUUUUGUUGUUGUUGUUGUUGAGCUUUGUACUUUUACUUGUGUGCAAGAAAACUAGAUGCAAAAGAUCAUUAGAGAAUCAAACCACAGACUACAGCCUCUGAAUGUAUGCAAGGAAUAACUUCAAGCUAGUGACACUGGGGUUGACAAGAAAUCCCUUCAGACUCCUCCGCCCCGCCACGGAAGGGGAGGGUAUUUCUAUUCUGAAGACUUAAAAGGGAUCCUUGGCCAUGUAGGAAGGAGAUCUUGUGACACAUCAUCUCAAGGAAAGAAGACUGAAGGUUUGUAACCAAGAUAAAUAUGAAGGAGCUGCAUAAACCCACAGCAUCUGCCCUGGUGUUGUUCCUGGCAGCAUCCUUUGUUUCCUUCUCCUGGAGUGCCCCUCAGGCUCAUUUCCAAAGGAGAAACUGGACUCCUCAGGCCAUGCUCUAUUUGAAGGGUGCACAGGGACGUCGCUUCAUCGCAGAUGAGAGCCAGAGGAAGGACCUGUAUGACAGAAUGCAGCUUGAAACACGCAGCCAUAACACAAAUCCUUUAUCCCUUUCUGAAGCUGCUGCACUGUUUCUUACUUCCUUACAGAAAGCACAAGAAGAGAGCCCUGUACUGAAGUGCACAUUUACACAGCUUACAACAUGAGCCACAGAAUGAUAGCAGUGGAAGAAGAAAACAGUGAACACCCUGACUACUUGACAGACAGUCUGUUAAAUUGGUGAAAUUAUGUAAAAUGUCUUUAACAUUUGUACAGCUUUGAACCUGAAAGCAUAACUUGUGUAAGUAAAGUGUUU
Passer domesticus (house sparrow) is the source of this 1319-nucleotide messenger RNA. It is a transcript of the gene SPX, whose product is annotated as spexin hormone. Gene Ontology annotation, biological process: positive regulation of gastro-intestinal system smooth muscle contraction. The coding region runs from base 835 to 1170 and encodes 111 amino acids. The record is from RefSeq and is a predicted model, not a curated record. NCBI's taxonomy places the organism in Eukaryota, Metazoa, Chordata, Aves, Passeriformes, Passeridae. Gene Ontology annotation, molecular function: neuropeptide hormone activity. The transcript has 8 exons. Gene Ontology annotation, cellular component: cytoplasm.